Molecule: messenger RNA, 633 nt
Organism: Fulvia fulva
Lineage: Eukaryota; Fungi; Ascomycota; Dothideomycetes; Mycosphaerellales; Mycosphaerellaceae
Exons: 1
Coding region: 1-633 (210 amino acids)
Source: RefSeq, a predicted model, not a curated record
AUGGCCAGCUCGAUGUCGGCUACCCCCACCGGGCCAUGCCACCUUCUUGAAUUGCCAGCCGAGCUUCGAAACAGCAUUUACCGCUACGUCCUGCUUGGAUAUUGGAAGAACUGGAUGGAGGAUCAGACAAGGCCGAUAGUCGACAUAGAAGACCACGACUUCGAGCAGCCCUCACUUUUGCGAACAUGCCGGCAGAUACGCUCCGAAGCCAGUCCCAUCUACUACCUUCAAACCCAUUUCUACCUCACAAUCCACAACUUCGACCCUGAGAUCGUGCAUAGGCUACACAGGCAGAUGGUCAGAUACUGGAGCAACAGCGAUAAUCAGCUGCAAAACAAGUUCAAGCACCGUUGCCUUGUUACGAGCGGACCAGGUUUUGGCUGGAACAACUUGAUGGCAUGGCUCAAGCUCUAUUAUGAUGGUGAGGUGUCAUAUCCAAAGCUAUGCGACUGUGGGUGGGAUGAUGAGAUUUGCUGCGCCGCACAGCAUGCUUUUGUGAUGGUCAAGAAACUUGCGUCCUCGCCUUGGGAAGUGGUCAAGACUCUUCAGGAAAGCACGUCUCAACCUUCGCCACCAACGUCUUCACCAUCACCUGCGCAACUUCACUUCAACUCACACGAGUUUCAACGAUAA